UAAAUUUAAGGAACAAAAUCAGUAUUUAUUCAGAAUUUCAGGGAAAUUCAGGUGAGUUCUUUAGAUUUCAGAAUUUCUCGUGAUAUUUUUCUAAUUUUUUGGUUUUUUGUCAUUUUAGCGAGGAAAUUUUCACUUUCUAUUCCGUACCUACACGAAUACACGACGAAGCACAAGAAAAAAAGACGAGAUUUAAACAUAUUCAAACAUAUGGACAUGCACUUCCUGUGUACUUCACAAUCAUCAUCGUAAGCGACACACAAUGAAUUUCGAGACACUGAGUUUGGGCGCUGGCAUAAGUGCCAUGGAUCGGAUAAUUUGCAUUCUCGAGCGCGGAACGCUAAUAAACAAAUUCUUUUCACGCAAAAAGCCCGAAAACAAAUUUUUGAUUUUGCGACGUGAAACGAGGCAAUUGCUGUGGUCGAGUGUGAGUCAAGACAAUCGUUCGAAUCACGAGGGAUGCAUGGAGCUGCGAGAAAUUCGGGAGAUUCGUGCGGGAAAGCAAAGCAAGGAAUUUGACAAAUGGCCCGACGAAGCGAGACGAGUCGAUGUGAAAUGUUGCUUCGUGGUGUAUUACGGGAGCGAAUUUAAGCUGAAGAGUUUUUCGGUUGCGGCGAUGACGGAGAAGGAAUGCGAUUUGUGGUUGAAGGGAUUGAAGCAUUUGACAGCAGAUACGAUCAAUUCGCCGUAUCCGCUGCAAAUUGAGCGAUGGUUGCGGAAGGAAUUUUAUGCUUUGGAAAAUUCGAAAGACACAGUGACAUUGAAGAACGUAAAAGCCUUUCUCUCAAAGGUAAAUUGCAAAAUUAACACCGUCAAAUUGAACGAGCUGUUUCAGGAGGUAGAUAAGCGUCACCGUAAUGAAUUAAGUUUUGAUGACUUUGCAAAAUUAUAUCAAAUUAUCAUGUUACCAUCAACUCUCAUUAACGACACAUUCGGCGAACUUGUGCAGAAAUAUUCGAAAAAUCGUGAAAUUGUGACGUUACAGGAAUUUCAACGAUUUCUCUUGGAUGAACAAGCGGAUCCCAUGGCAAAAAAUCCGUCGGUUGUUGCAAAUUUCAUCAAAGAAUACGUUCAGGAUGUGCAACGCGACAUCGCCGAGCCCUAUUUAAGCGUACAGGAAUUCAUUGACUUUCUCUAUUCUAGUCAAAACCAAAUAUGGAAUAAGAAUAAAUCGAAAAUUUAUCAGGAUAUGACGCGCCCGCUCUCUCACUACUGGAUCGCAUCGUCGCACAACACUUAUUUGACGGGCGAUCAAUUCUCCAGCGAAUCUUCGACGGAAGCGUAUGUUCGUGCCUUGCGUUUGGGCUGUCGUUGCAUCGAACUUGACUGUUGGGAUGGACCUGACAACAUGCCGCUCAUCUUUCAUGGACAUACGUUCACGACAAAGAUCAAAUUUCGCGAUGUGAUUCAAACGAUCAAAGAACACGCCUUCGAUGUCUCCGAAUAUCCCGUAAUUUUGUCAAUUGAACAAAACUGCUCGUUGGCACAACAACGAAAAAUGGCACAAGCGAUGCAAGAUGUCUUCGGCGAUAUGCUGUUGACGCAACAAAUCGAGAAAAAUGAGACGCAACUUCCAUCGCCGUACCAGCUGCGACGAAAAAUCAUUUUGAAACACAAAAAAUUGCCCGAGGGAUGUCGAAAUGGCGCCUUGACAGAUGAUAAUAGUGCAGGAACUAUUGAUCGGAGUACUUUGGUGAGACAGGAAGACAACGAAUUAGACAUCCGUAAUACGAUAAAGAAUGGAAUUUUGCAUUUGGAAGAUCCCGUUGACAAAGUUUGGAAUCCGCACUUUUUUGUCUUGACGCAACAGAAACUUUUUUACACGGAAAGUCACAAAGCUGAAUGUGAAGAAUUGCGGGAUGAUGAUCAAGAUACGGAUUCCAUGAAGGAAAAUGCAACGCACGAAGAACUGCAUUUCGGGGAAAAUUGGUUCCAUGGCAAACUGAAAGGAGGAAGAGAAGAAGCUGAAAGGUUAUUACAGGAAUAUGCACAUUUGGGCGACGGAACAUUUCUCGUACGCGAAUCCGUAACCUUCAUCGGGGACUAUUGCUUGUCCUUUUUGCGACAUGGUCGUCCAAAUCAUUGUCGAAUCAAGCUGAAACACGACAACGGAGCGACAAAAUAUUAUCUCAUCGAGAACGUGAUGUUCGACAGUUUGUACAGUCUCAUUAUGCAUUAUCGGAAAAACGUUUUGCGCAGCUUCGAGUUCACCAUAAGUCUCAAAGAGCCCGUUCCGCAGCCGAAAAAUCACGAGAACAAGGAAUGGUAUCAUCCGACAACGACACGCGAACAAUCCGAACUGAUGUUGCAACAAAUUCCGCAGGAUGGAGCCUUUUUAGUGAGACCCAGCGACAAUCGCCCGAAUUCUUUCGUGAUUUCCUUCAAAGCGUAUCAACGGGUGAAACAUUGCAGUAUUCGUGUCGAAGGCAGAUUAUAUCUCGUGAGCGGCAUGGAGUUUGAAAGUUUAAUUGAUCUGAUUACUUUUUACCUGAAACAUCCGCUGUACAAAAAAGUCAAGUUGCAAUACCCGGUUUCGAAGGACAUGUUGAAGCGCAUUAACAGCAUCAUGCCACGCGGCGGCGUCGUCGAGAGCGAUUACAAUCAUUCGAGUUACAUGGAUCCGACGGCGACGCAAUCUCGGGUCACGGUAAAAGCUUUGUACGAUUACAAGGCGCAGCAAGAUGACGAGCUGUCGUUCUGUAAACACGCAAUUAUCACAAAUGUCGACAAAAAAGGCGCUUCAAUGUGGUGGUCUGGCGAUUAUGGAGGCAAAAAACAGCAUUAUUUCCCCGCGAAUUACGUCGUUGAGAUUUGCAAUCCGGAUCUCGAGAAUGACGAAAACUCGAGUGAAUGUCUCAUGUUGGGCAGUUUACAAAAAGGAUCCUUGGAUUUGCGAGGCGCCGUAGUUGAUAUCGUUGCGGGACAAAUUCCGGGACAGCUAAAUGGACAUGAUUGGUUCCUCCGGAUACAAAAUCCCUUUAUGCAAAACGCUUUCGAGAUUGGCAUGAGUAGCAGAGAAGAAGCAAUUGAAUGGAUGAAAGCCGUUAAGCAGGCGGCGCAAACAGCAAGUGUGUUGGAGGAUGAGAGGAAGAAGAUGGAAAGACAUUCGAGAGUUGCGAAAGAAAUUUCUGACUUGAUUAUUUAUUGUCGCAGUGUUCCGUUUCACACUUCCGAUUGGGUUUUCUAUGAAAUGUCGAGUUUUCCGGAGCAAAAGGCGGAAAAAUUAUUUUUAUUGCAGGAUUCGCAGCUGUUUUUACGAUAUCAUCGUAACCAAAUUAGUCGCGUGUAUCCCAAAGGACAAAGGCUUGACUCGUCGAAUUUUAAUCCUGUUCCGUUUUGGAAUGCUGGCGCGCAAAUGUGUGCCCUCAACUAUCAAACGCCCGACAAACCGAUGCAAAUAAAUCAAGGAAAGUUCAUGGACAACGGCGGUUGUGGUUACAUCUUGAAGCCAGAAUUCCUCUUCAAGGAAGAUUUUGAUCCGAACGACACUUGCACACUGCGCUGCGAGGCAAAAAUGAUCGAAAUUCGGAUAAUUGGUGCUCGACAUUUGUAUCGAUCAGGUCGAAAUAUCACGAGUCCCUUGGUAGAAGUUGAAGUUUUAGGUGCUAUUUACGAUUCAGGCGUCAAAUUAAAAACAAAAGCUAUUGCUGAUAACGGUUUCAAUCCCAUUUGGAACGAAAGUGUCGAAUUUUUCGUUAUAAAUCCCGAAUUUGCCUUAUUACGGUUCGAAGCUCUCGACGAAGAUAUCUUUGGAGAAUCGAAUUUUAUUGGACAAGCAACGUAUCCUAUAAAUUGCCUUCGAACAGGAUACAGAAGUGUUCCAUUAAAGAACAAAUAUAGCGAGGAUUUGGAGUUGGCAACGUUAUUGGUGCAUAUUAACGUUAAACAAAACUAAAAGAAAAUCAUUCCAUCGGUCAAUUUGAUGCAUUUCUAUUCCUCUGACGUGCAUUUAUGGCAUGAAAAACGCACAAAAUACCCAAAAUUCUGAAAAUUUUUUCCUUAAAAAGUGAAUUUUAUGAACUCGAAUGAGAAUUUUCGAGAAAAAUUCUUAAAAUUUUCUUAAAAAAUUUUAUUUUUUCCCUCAGUUUAUUGAAUUUAGAGGAAAAAUUUUAAGAAAAAUCGCACAAAAUAUCAAUUUUGAACCCGAAAUUCUGAAAAUUUCCUUUGAAAAGUGAAUUUCAUCCCAAAUUUUAUGAAUUUUAAGGAAAAUUCUUAAGAAAAAGUUAAAAAUAUCAAUUGUAAAGUCGAAUUUCCUUUAAAAAGCACUUCCAUAUCACACCACAGAGCUUCUACGGACAAGAGACAAUCAAUGUGCCUUCAAUUUUGAUCCUUUACUACUUGAAAUCAGGUGACAGGUGUGCCUAAAAGUAUAAAUUAUAUAGAAAAAUUAUGUGUGUUACUAUAAAAAAAAUAUUAAAUGUUGGAAAAUAUACUA
Molecule: messenger RNA, 4432 nt
Organism: Culicoides brevitarsis
Lineage: Eukaryota; Metazoa; Arthropoda; Insecta; Diptera; Ceratopogonidae
Gene: sl
Product: 1-phosphatidylinositol 4,5-bisphosphate phosphodiesterase gamma-1
Exons: 7
Coding region: 260-3892 (1210 amino acids)
Biological process (GO): positive regulation of epithelial cell migration; phospholipid catabolic process; phosphatidylinositol-mediated signaling
Molecular function (GO): phosphatidylinositol-4,5-bisphosphate phospholipase C activity; protein binding; calcium ion binding
Source: RefSeq, a predicted model, not a curated record